Molecule: messenger RNA, 2878 nt
Organism: Malania oleifera
Lineage: Eukaryota; Viridiplantae; Streptophyta; Magnoliopsida; Santalales; Ximeniaceae
Product: transcription factor bHLH91-like
Exons: 4
Coding region: 863-2653 (596 amino acids)
Biological process (GO): regulation of DNA-templated transcription; anther wall tapetum development
Molecular function (GO): protein dimerization activity
Source: RefSeq, a predicted model, not a curated record
CUUUUCAAACAGUGUGAGUAAUAUGCAAAAAAGCAUUCAAAGUUUUAAUUUCAAUGGUUUACAAAAUCAAAAUAAACAAGCAAGUUACAAUGGAUGGAUAGGGACACAUAAGAUUCCAUGUCCCUCCUCGAAAUCAAGAGACCCUCCCGGCAGAUCGAUCCGACCGCGAAUCAGGGAAGGCUAGUGGCGGCGUUGGACGCGUAAGCACAAGGACACUGUUAAUUUCUUCCACUCCCGUCGUCGUCGUUGUCGUCUUCAGGUUAAUUUCUUCCACUCCAAUCACCGAUCGUCGUCUGCAGCGCGAACAGACCUGCGUUCGGCGAGAGGGCUGGAGUGACAGUGCGCGCUCAGUCGUGCGUGGGAGCGGGGGAGAGAGAGAGAGAGAGAGAGCAAAGGAGCGUUGUUAGGGGUAGUUUGAGAAGCGGGAUUGCGUGGAAGACUGAAGGGAGGGGUGGGGCCCAGGAGCGCACCUUUUCUCUGCACAAACCAACUGAAAUCGCGUGAAUUGAGUCAGCUAGAACUACACCAAAUUUGGAAUUAGUUAGCACAUUUUUGUGAGAGAGGCGGAGAAAGAGGGCCCACUCCCGCAGCAGUAUAUCGGAAUACGGAGAUCGUGAAUGGGACCAGCCUGCGCCGGGACUCUGCCCAGUACUCAGUAACCAGUAACAACCUCCGUCCUCUCCCCUGCUGCAAAAAGCAAAAUCAGAUUAAAAAGCAUUUCUCAGAUAUUUUACGCUUUCAGCACUUCUUCAUAUCUCGUCUUCGAAUUCCUCAAUUUGUUCAUUGCUAGCUCCAAUAAGCAUAACCUGUCGAGCCCAGACCCAUAUUUCCAGGAGACAAGGAGAGAGAGGGGGAGAAGAAAAUGUAUCAUGAGGAUGCUGCUUCUUCUUUCGAUCCCAAUUCAACAGCUGAUGAUGGGUUUUCCCAGACUGGCCCGACCAUCGACUGCCCAGUCUUGCCACCACCACCACCGCUCGUGCCCGCGAACACUACGGAAGAUCAGAACAACAUCCAGCUCCCCAACUUCUCUGUCGAACAAUUCUCUAAUUCCCAGCACAGGAACCCUCCUCCUCCUGAUCAUCAUCAAGACGGUGGUGCUGCUGCUGCUGCGGCUGCCGUGGAAACUGAAGCACUAGUGCAGCAGCAGCUGCUGCAAUUUGAAAUGGAUGACCGCUGCUACAACAACAGCAACAAUAACAAUACACAUUUGAUGCAAGAGGCGGCGAUCCAUGACUCGAAUCAUCUUCAUAGCCACCACCAUCAUCAUCAUCAUCAUCAUGAGAUGGUGUCAUAUGAUCAUCAUAAUCAGCAGUGCAUGCGCAACAACUGGGACACUGGUGAUCAUGUCCACGAACAGAUGCAAGAUUUGGGCGUCAAUGGUCACCAGGUCUUCAUGAACAAUUCAUCUUUACCUGCAGAUCAAACUACCCCUCUAUUCGCUCCGGCAGCUCCUGAACUUCUGAAUCUCUUCCACUUGCCCCGAUGCUCUGCCUCGGGCGCCUCAAGUUUGCUCCCCAACAUUGGUUCUUCAAGUAUCUCAUUCGCCACAGCAGCAAACCCCAACCACAACUCGGCGAGCAUGCAAGCUGCCUCUUCCCUAGGCCUUCUCGGAGAUCACCUCCCUAAUUCCGUAGACAUUAAUGCUACUGCUCCUCCCGCAUCUGGUACUGUUUUGUUCGAUCCCCUGUUUCACUUGAAUCUCUCUCCACAGCCUCCUCUUUUCCGAGAACUAUUUCAAUCUUUGCCCCGCGGCUACAGCUUGCCGGCCUCAGGAGUUGGAGCCGGCUCCUUGUUCGGCAGUACCGAUGGCUGCGCUGAUCAUGAGCAUGAGAUGCUCAGCGGUGGGCAUGCCUACCACAGCGGAGACCAUCACGGGGUGCACUUCGACAAUGGAGUUUUGGAGUUCACAAGGGACAUUGAUGUUGCCUAUAAAGCUAGGAGCAGGGGAUUAGCCGCGAGGAAGGGCACCAAACACUUCGCUACGGAGAGACAGAGGAGAGAACACCUGAAUGACAAGUUCAAGGCCUUGGGGAGCCUGGUUCCCAACCCCACCAAGGCUGACAGAGCAUCUGUGGUGGGAGAUGCUAUUGAAUACAUCAAGGAGCUUCGGAGAACAGUGAAUGAGCUGAAAAUCCUGGUGGAGAAGAAGAGAUGUGGGAGUGAAAGGAGCAAGAGGCACAAGACGACAACGGCGACGGAUCAAGCUGAUACUAUUAUUAACGCUACUGCUGCGGCGGCGGCUGGUGAAAUGGAUAUAGAGAGCUGCAGCAUCAACAAGCUUCUGGGCUUCGGCGGGGCUGGCGCCGACGCAGACCAAUCCUCCUACGCCAAUAAUGGGUCCCUGAGAAGCUCCUGGCUUCAGCGGAAAUCCAAAGACACCGAAGUCGAUGUUCGGAUCGUGGAAGACGAAGUCAACAUCAAACUCGUUCAGCGCAAGAGAAUCAAUUGCUUGCUCUACGUGUCUAAAACCCUCGACGAACUGCACUUGGAUCUCCACCACGUCGCCGGCGGCCACAUUGGCGAUCACUACAGCUUCUUGUUCAAUACGAAGAUAUAUGAAGGCUCGUCUGUGUAUGCGAGUGCGAUUGCCAACAAACUCAUUGAGAGCGUGGACAGACAGUAUUCAGCCACUCCCUCUACCACUAGCUUUUAGCGCAGCCUGGCCUUUUUAUGAUUGAGGUCUUAUUUAUGAACAAUGGAAAGUCUUUAAUUUUUUUUUUCUAAUUAUUAUUGUUAUUAUCAUUAUAUAUGUGUGCUUAUAUUUAUGUUUUCAUCCCUUGUUAUAUGUAAUUGUCAUUUUAUUAUAUAAUUGAUACAUAGGAAUAGGAGUGAUGAUAUGUAGUUGGAUGGAAUGGAAUCAAAUUUAUCACUUGAUUUU